Molecule: messenger RNA, 3078 nt
Organism: Archocentrus centrarchus (flier cichlid)
Lineage: Eukaryota; Metazoa; Chordata; Actinopteri; Cichliformes; Cichlidae
Gene: cdh15
Product: cadherin 15, type 1, M-cadherin (myotubule)
Exons: 14
Coding region: 143-2554 (803 amino acids)
Biological process (GO): cell migration; adherens junction organization; multicellular organism development
Cellular component (GO): catenin complex; plasma membrane; adherens junction
Molecular function (GO): cadherin binding; calcium ion binding; beta-catenin binding
Source: RefSeq, a predicted model, not a curated record
AGAGAAGGAAAGAGGGGGACUGAGAGUUUAGGCCUUUUAGCUCAGUGGAGCCGCUCAGCAGCCCGGUUCUUUGUGCAGAUCUUCAGAUUUUUCAGUGAUCAGAGAUCUGUCCAUACUGAGUUUCUGAGUGUAGGACUUGAGGAUGGCAUUUCGGAUGUUGAUGGUGUGUGUGCUGGCUACGUUGGUUUGUCAGGUGUGGAACUCUGCAGAACCUCAACACAGUGAGGAAGAGUUUCACCCUCAGGUCUUUCACCCAUGGAGAAAUCAAGACAAGGGGCUGAUCAGAGUAAAGAGGGACUGGAUCAUCCCUCCAAUCAGAGUGUCAGAGAAUAGCAAGCAGAUUCCUGAAGCCCUUGUCCAGAUAAAAUCUGACAAAAUCUUCACUGGUGAGGUGAUCUACAAGUUAGAGGGACCAGGGGUUGACCAGGAGCCCAAGAACCUGUUUGAGAUUGAUGAUAAGACAGGGGUGAUUAGGAGCAAGCGGCCGCUGGACAGAGAGAAAUACAGCAGCUUCACGCUUAAAGCCUUUGCCCUGUCCCCCAGUGGAGAGCGACUGGAGAAUCCGACCACCAUAGAGAUAGUAGUGCUGGAUCAGAAUGACAACAGGCCUGUCUUCACUCAGAGCCAGUUUGUGGGUGCUGUCUCUGAGUUCUCAGUCCCAGGCACAUCAGUGAUGACGGUGUCAGCCACAGACGCAGAUGACCCAAUGACAGAAAACACCGUUCUGAGCUACUCCAUCAUUGGCCAGGAGAGCAUUCCUGCCAACGCCAUUACCAAGACCAUGUUUGGCAUCAACAACCAGACAGGUGCAAUCUACACAAGAGACGUAGGCCUGGACCGAGAGGUGGUGAAAGGCUUCAGGUUAAAACUACAGGUGGCUGAUAUGGGGGGGAUGGGACUAACAAGUGAAGGUGUGGCUUUUGUACAUGUGUCUGAUAUCAACAACCAUGCACCGCAGUUCAGCCCUGCCUCAUACAGCAUGACCACAGUGGAGAACAGGAACGACUAUGAGCUCGGUCGAGUGAAUGUGACAGACAGGGAUGAUCCUGGCACAAGAAACUGGGAGGCCAAAUACUCCGUUUUCAACGACCACAGAGGAAACUUUGCCGUCCGUACAGAUCCCGUCACCAACCAGGGAGUUCUCACGGUGGUGAAGCCCCUGGAUUAUGAAGCGCAGAGCGAACACACCCUGAUUUUGACUGUGAGAAAUCUUAACCCCCUGAGCAACAAGGCUUCCAGCCUGUCGCUGAGCACUGCCACGGUGAUGGUCACCGUUGUGAAUGAGAAUGAAGCUCCACGUUUCAGAGAGGACCCCAUACAGAUUGAGGUCCCUGAGUCUGUGCUUCCUGGCACACUACUGAAAAGCAAUAUUGCCUUUGACCCUGAUAAUUCUGAUCUGAGGUAUGAGAUUAGCAGAGAUCCUGAGAGGUGGCUGGACAUCAACAGUGAUACAGGAGACAUUACAGCAAAGGGGACCUUUACCAUGAGAUCUCCACAUGUCAGAAACAGCAUCUACAAUGCUGUUGUGAAGGCUACAGAUGCUGGUGGCGUUUCAGCCACUGCCACAGUGGCCAUCACAGUGAGAGAGACCAAUGACUUUCCCCCUCAGAUUUCCCCCCUGAGUGGUUUUGUAUGCGGAGGCGCGAGCAGAUCAAGUUCUGGUUUGGUUCUGAGCGCCGUGGAUGAAGACCUUCCACCGCAGGCUGCACCCUUUGUCUUUGAAAUACUUGAUGAGCUAUCAGUCAACUGGACCAUUACUCAAGUCAACGAUACUCAUGCUAUGCUCCAGCCCCUUGUACAGCUGGAGGUUGGAGAGUAUGCCGUCACAGUGCUGGUGUCAGACUCUGGCAGCCCAGCUCUGAGUGCUGAUGCUCAGGUCAAUGUCACUGUGUGUCUCUGUGACUCCUUCAGAGACUGUAAAUCUGAAGCGGGGGCUGUCUUAGGCUCCAGCGUGGGAAUCAGCUUCUUUGCGCUCGUUAUCAUUGUGGCCAGUAUUGCACUCCUGCUGUUUCUUCUCUUCCUGGCUGUGGCUCUGACUGCCUUUGGGAGAAGCCACCAUAUCAAGAAAGGAGCGGGUCUGCUUGUCGGGGAAUCAGAAGACGACAUACGUGACAAUGUCUUCAACUAUGAUGAGCAAGGUGGAGGCGAGGAGGAUGAGAAUGCCUUUAAUAUUGACCUGCUGUGGAAUCCUCAUGAUGCACCCCCCACACCGAGGUCCUUUUACCCGGGGUCUGGAAUUCCUCCUCGAGGCAAGCAGCCCCUUAGAAAAGACGCCCCGCAUAACCUGCCAUCCCCCAUCUACCCGCGGAGGCCUCCUGCAGAUCCUACUGACAUCCAGGACUACAUCAAUGAAGGUCUGGAUGCUGCUGACCACGAUCCUAAUGUGCCUCCAUAUGACACUGCCCUUAUCUAUGACUAUGAGGGAGACGGCUCACUGGCAGGAAGCCUCAGCUCUAUUGCUUCAGGGAGCUCCGAUGGAGAUCAGGACUACGACUACCUCAGUGACUGGGGACCACGCUUUCAGAAACUGGCCAGCAUGUACGACUCGCAUUAGGGUGGAAGGACGGGUGCACAGAAAGAAGACCUUUGUGAUUCACUGGCAGUUAGGGACACAGAUUAUGGCUCUGGAGGGUUUUUGUUUUUUGUUUUGGUCUGGAUACAUUUAGUCCAGAACAAAAUUUAAAGCGUGCCCAGGUAAAAUGAAUGGCGCAAAAGCAUGGGCCUUAGGUUUUAUUGAACAUGCUGACAAAAGGGCUCAUCACUAAUUUUUGUGGUUAGCUCAGGAAAAGGAAAGUGAGACAGUGAGAAAAUUGUGUGUUGACACGAUCAGCCAUGAGCAAAGGUGUGCGUGCUGCAGGGCAGAAAGUGUGUUGAAAUGUGUGUCCAUGUCUGGUGUUUACUCUCAUCCUUGGAUGGCUCAGGAAUGAUGCAUACAGGCCUGAGAUCUAAAAUAUGUUGGGUUUUUUUGUAUAAUUAUUUUAUAAGAUUCAUUUUCUUCUAUGUUAAUUUGUCUUUUUUUGAUGACACAGCCUUCAUUCCAGCAUCUGUUAAUCGUUUUGGAAGCCAUUUCAACACAAA